ACUUAUAAUAUUCCAAUUUGCAUAUGGAUUUUGGAUUCUUAUCCUUUUACUCCACCUAUUUGUUUUCUAAAACCUACUUCUAACAUGGGAAUUUCUGUAGGAAAACAUGUGGAUGUCCGCGGAAGGAUUUAUUUGCCAUAUCUACAAGCCUGGAGCCAUCCACAGUCAGAAAUUAUAGGGUUGUUAAAGGAAAUGAGCAUAAAAUUUGAAGAAGAACUUCCCUUACAUGCAUUAUCAUCUUCUGAUGAAGUCAGACAGAUGGACCUACUUUCUUAUAUAACCAAAAUUGUUGAAGGCGAAAACAAUGGACAGUCAAAGGGAGAAGGAAAGAAAAAUGAUGGAGAUUUACGCAAAGUUACAAUAGUUGGGGCUGGAGAUCUGGGCCUUGCAUGUAUUUUGGCUAUUUCAGCAAAGGAUGUUGCUGACAAGGUGGUUGUUUUGGACUGCUCAGAAGCUACAGUGAGAGGAGGAACAAUGGACCUAGAAAUCUUUGACUUGCCAAAGGUGGAAAUUAGUCGAGAUUUUUCUGUGUCAGCGGACUCAAAAUUGGUGGUGCUUACAGUUAAUUCUUUAGGCAAUGCUCAAUCCUAUCUGGAGGUUGUACAAAGCAAUGUGGAAUUGUUCAGAGGCCUUAUUCCAUCAAUAGCUCAUUAUAGUCAACACAGUGUACUGCUUGUUGCUUCUCAACCAGUAGAAAUAAUGACCUAUGUGUCGUGGAAGCUGAGUGGAUUUCCUAAAAGCAGAGUUAUUGGAAUUGGUUGCAAUUUGGAUUCAGCAAGAUUCCAGUAUGUUGUUACAAAUCUGUUGAAAGCCCAAAGCAAAAGUAAAGACAAUUGGAUUAUUGGUGAACAAGGAGAAAACAAAGUGGCAGCAUGGAGUUCUAAUUCAGUGAUAAAUCAUCCUGGUGAUAAGUUAACAAAUGAUCAACAGAUAUUGACUAACAGAGCCAUGGAAAUUCUGAAAGGAAAAGGCCAAAGGUCUUGGUCUGUUGGUCUGUCAAUAGCUGAUCUGACUGACACUAUAUUGAAUGAUAAAAGGAAAAUACAUUCUGUAUCAACCACGGUGAAGGUAAGCAGGACACUGAUUUUACUUUUGAAGUAGACUGAAUAUUAGUCUAUAGAUGAUGAAAACCAUAAGAAGAAUGGAGAACAGAUUAUGAAUC
Molecule: messenger RNA, 1162 nt
Organism: Protobothrops mucrosquamatus (brown spotted pit viper)
Lineage: Eukaryota; Metazoa; Chordata; Lepidosauria; Squamata; Viperidae
Product: ubiquitin-conjugating enzyme E2 variant 3-like
Exons: 8
Coding region: 85-1101 (338 amino acids)
Biological process (GO): protein modification process; carboxylic acid metabolic process; protein transport
Molecular function (GO): oxidoreductase activity, acting on the CH-OH group of donors, NAD or NADP as acceptor
Source: RefSeq, a predicted model, not a curated record